GCGGCGGACGGGGACGCGCUGGGACUGCCCGACACCCCGCACGGCGAAGCUUCCCCAUUUAAGGAGGAUGAUGAGAGCUCAGUGGAUAUCUAUGAUGGCUUGGACAACGGUUUGACAGUUGCUGAGAAUUCUGCUCCAAGUUCUACACCAACUGGCAACUCUUUAAACUUAUUUGAUGAGAUAUUAAUUGAGGAAGGAACUGCAAAGGAAGCAUCCUAUAAUGAGCUACGGGCAGAGUAUGGAAAAUGUCAACAGCAAAUCAAAGAGUUGAUGAAGAAGUUUAAGGAAAUACAGGCACAGAAUGUCAUUCUACAAAAUGAAAACCAAGCUCUUAAGAAGAAUAUUUCAGCACUUAUCAAAACAGCGAGAGUGGAAAUUAACCGGAAGGAUGAAGAAAUCAGUAACCUGCAUCAAAGGCUGUCGGAGUUCCCCAGUCACCGCGGCGGCUUCGCCCGAACACAUCUCCCAGCAUCCAUUAAUGGAAGGUGCCUCGAGGUGUGUAAAUCCAAAGAGCCCAAAUUCAGAUCACCCGAUGUGGGCGACAGUGUAAAGAUGGAUCACAGAACGAAAAAUGACUCCCCAAAAGAUGCGUAUCACAAUUACUCGUCUCAUAACAUGGACAACGGGAAGUGUAGCUCGGAUAAAAGAAGCAAUCCAUAUCUACUGAGAUACCCUCCUGAAGAGCUCUGCACUGAUGGUGCUCAUAAACGUCUCCCAAAUUAUGACCACUGCUCCAACAAGGAUAAUAGGAAGGAAAGAAAAGAAAUGAAAAGUGAUGAACAGUAUAGCAGGGGAAAUGACAGCAAAAACAGAAGAGAAACACAGCAGAGCUACACCGGUAGCAAUAUUGAUAGCCAGGAUUCAGAUCCUCAUCAAAAGCUGCAAACACUUUCAGAGAAGGCAAGUAAAAAUGAGUUGCAACAAAAAAGUCAGAGCACAAAACUCAAAUGUAGUCCAAGUGCAGAAAGAAGGGCAGAAAGGGGGGCCUCUUCCUGGGAGAAACAAGCUACCAGCAAGGACAGGUUUCAGACAAGAGGUGAGUUGUAUGCUGAUGAGAGGUCACAAAACAUGACCAAGAAGGAUGUUAAAAUGCAUGAUAAAGAAGAAAAAGGCUCUGGCCAGAAAAGUAAGCCAAAUGAGAAGCAACAGGAGCAAUCAAGGAGGUCUGGUAGAGUCAGCAGUCCGCACUCAAAGAACGAGCACUCCAAGAACCUACAUGAGUCGCGUAAAUGUCGCGUGGAAGAGUCUAGAAAAGCAAGAGACUCAGACUACAAGAGAGAGAGAGGAACCAACGAUCAUACUGCUCGGGAAGGAAGGUCUUCACCUUCCAAUUCCAGCAGCAGAGAGCAUAAACACGCACGCUCCAAGGAAAAUAGCAGUAGACACGAAUGGGAAACGGCACAUUCAAAAUCAGAGAGACACAGAACUGAAGAAAAAAGGAAAAGAGAGAGGGAGAGUCAGGAUGAAAACAGACAUUCUAGAAAUGAAAGAAAAGUUACAAAAGAGACUUCUCACCAAUCUUCCAAAGACUGUAAGAAAGGUGCAGAUGUUACAAAAGGUGAGAGAAACAAGUCUCAUAAGCCAGAAGAGGCAUCCAGAGUAGCAGAUAGUUUAAAAGACCACAAAGCUCCCAAAAGUAAAGAUGAUCUAACUGAAGCAAAGAGCAAAGACUUGAAACUCAGCUUUAUGGAAAAACUAAAUUUGACUCUUUCUCCUGCUAAAAAACAAUGCCUUUCUCCAAUGGAUGGAUUUGAAAUGUCCUCCCAAAAGGCCACUGAUGAUGGAAGUACAGAGCUUGCCAUGCAGGCUGAAGUCGUGGAUUCUGCUACCUGUGAUCCUGCCAAGCAAACUCAUCCUGACUCACUAGAAGACCUGGACAGCGCAGCUCAGAUCAGCCUGGAACAGACAGUGCCUCUUUCUGUGAAUCCUGAUCACGAAUCCUUGAAAACAGCAGCAGCAGCAGCAGCAGGUCCAGCACAGCCUGAGGCUUUGGCAGCAGUGGCAGCUGGAGACGUGAGCCCAGGAGCCCUACCAGAAGCAGCAGAGGCUCAGGUGCAACCCCAGGCCUUGAUGGGAACAGCAGAGGUACCGACCCCUGGUGAAGUGCAGGCUGGAACUCCAGCAGCAACGGCAGAGGCUCCUGAUGUGGUUGAAUCUGAAGCUUCAGCAGCAGCAGUGGCUGCCGUGGAUCUGGAUCAAGCUGAGGCUUUGCCUCUGGAGGCAGCAGGGUCUGGAGAGCUGCCUGUAGCAGCGGGUGGGAUGCAGGAGGACAAGGUGCCGGCAGCAGCAGUGGCACCUCCCGAGGCUGCCAGUGAAAGUCUGGUGGCCCUUCCUGAGUCUGUAGCGGAGAAGGGAGAGGAAGAUAAAAUGUGGCUACCUACUGAUAAAGAAAGCUCAGAGGACCGACAUAGCUCUCCAAACCUGGCCUUACAUGACCCAGAGGCCAGAAGUUCUAGUGACUUGGAGUCCUAUGGUGUUGCUGGUGAUAGUAUGGAAACAAAACCGGACUGUUUAAUGGAAGUAAUUAAGGAUGAUGAUCACUUGGCUGCAGAAAAUGUUGAGUGUUCUGUUGAGAAAACAAAUGUCUGCAAAGAUACACCUCAGUCACCUGAGAGAACUGUACUAUCUGCUAGGGAGGCACCAGUAGUUGACCAGAAUGCCUGUGAUCUGGAGCCAGACUUACCUGAAAUCACUACAACAGCCUCUUGCCUUAGUGGUGAGACGUAUCCCAGGACUAAAGAGAGGGAAACUAACCCCAUUCCUGCUGACGAUGACAGUUCAAUACUGAGCAUUGACCUCAAUCACCUGAGGUAUAUUCCGAAGGCCAUCAGCCCGCUCAACAGCCCCAUGCGGCCUUUGGCUAAAGCCCUUAGGAUGGAGAGUCCUGGCAAAGGUCUUGUGAAGAGCUAUAACAAAGAUAUAAUUCCUGAAAGUACGGUUGGCGUCUGUCCCUCAAAGAAUUUGUCCAAGGAGGUAAACAAAGAAAAUCAAAAGCCAGUUAGCAUGUCUGGUGAGCACUUGGAGAUGGAGUCCCAGCUGAGCAUCUCCUCAGACGAAAUAGAAGAAGGAGAAAUCAUAAGCAGUGAUGAUGAAGAAGAAAAAUCGAAACCAGAAAGAACCUCUGAAAAUACAAAAAAAUCAAUGCCCAGAACUUCUCCUGAAACGCGCAAUUUGACCAGCAAUCCACACAAUCAAAAGAGCAAAACUGUCUGUGGCAAUGAAGACAGUGGAAAGUUUGUUUCUGUGAAAUUAAGUACAAAGAAGAACAGAGAGAGACAUAAAAACCAGACGUUCAGCUCUUCGAAGGAGAUGAAGAAAAAUAAAACUGUGAGCCUUGCUUGUCUGGAAAAAAUGGUGCAAAUUAUUGCUGAACCUUCAACUGUGCAAGAAGUUAUGCAGAUGUUAAGAGCUAUACGAAAACAGGUGAGGAAAAACUACAUGAAGUUCAAGGUACAUUUUCCAGUUCAACACUUUCACAGAAUUAUAGAAUCUGCCAUUAUAAAUUUUACAUCAUUAAUAAAAUACUUGAACUUUUCCAAGAUGUCUACAUUAGGUGAGACUUUAAAAUUGAAUCUCUGUGAUACGAUAGAGUCCAAACUCAAGCAAAUCAAGAAGAAUGCCAUAGUGGAUCGUCUUUUUGAGCAGCAAGUAUCAGAUAUGAAGAAACAGUUAUGGAAAUUUGUAGAUGAGCAGCUUGAUUACUUAUUUGAAAAGGUAAGGAGAACUUUAAUAAAACUAUGUGAUGCAGUAAACAUGGGAAAUGACGCUGAGGAAGGGAAGUUUGAAAGAGCAGGAAAACAAAAACACAGAAUUGGUCACAAAAAUGAUGUUCAAAGGUCGCAAAAAAAAUCCUUGAAUGCCAGAUCUCAAAAGACUGAGGAAUAUAUCCUUUCUAAGCCAGCUGUGGAUUACCAACCACCUAAAAAGUGUCACCAUGAGAAGAAUAAAACUGAUGCACCAAAAACUGUUUUUACAAAAUGUCUCAACUCCAUCGAUAACACAAGAAUUUCCCAAACCAAAGUGCAGCCCCCUAGGGAGAAUAAUUUGCAAGGGGCUCUCACUCCACUGAAAAGUACAAGACACGAAAAGGAAGGAUUUCAGCUAGCCAAAGAUGCUAACAAGUCUGAUCUUAGUUACGAUCUUCUCACAGAACAACAAGCCUCCAGUCUUACAUUUAACCUUGUGAGUGAUGCUCAGAUGGGUGAAAUUUUCAAAAGUUUGUUGCAAGGUUCCGAUCUCUUGGAAAAAAGCGGCAGCAAUAUUGACAGACAUGAAUGGGAGUUCAGGACACCAGAAAAACAGCUUUUGGAAAGUCAGAAGUGCAGAAGUAGUAGUGCUGUAUUAAUUCAAGAGAUUGCACCAAAGGAGGCUUCUGUGGAACCUCGACCCAUAGAAGAUAUUCACUGGCCUUUGGUUUCACCUAUAAGAGCUCCUUCCUUAUCAUCCAGGCUUCAAAUGUCCAUCGACCCAAACGUGCUAGAUGAAAGCUGUAUGUUUGAGGUUCCUACAAGUGCCGCCUCGUGCAAAGAAGAUGAGUGCAGCUUACAAAAAACCAAAUCCUUUGUUUCUUCUAUUCUCCUUGAAGAUUUGGCUGUUUCUUUAACUAUUCCGUCACCUUUGAAAUCAGAUGCUCACCUCAGCUUCCUAAAACCCGAGAACACCUCAGGCUCCACUCCCGAGGGCGUCCUUAGCGCCCAUUACAGCGAGGACGCGCUCCUCGAAGAGGAGGACGCCACCGAGCAGGACAUCCACUUGGCCUUGGAGUCGGAUAACUCGAGCAGCAGGUCGAGCUGCUCCUCGUCGUGGCCGAGCCGGCCCGCUGUGGCCGGGUUUCAGUGCCGCCCGAGCCUGCCCAUGCAGGCCGUGAUCAUGGAGAAGUCCAACGACCACUUCAUCGUGAAGAUCCGGCGCGCGGUGCCGUGCGCCGCCCCGGAGCACGUGGGCCUCGUGAGGGAGGCGCGGGCCUCCUCGGCCAGGGGGGAACGGGGCGGUGAGAAGAGGGAGAGCCCGCGCACCGCAGCAGCCCCCGGGCCAGGAGCGGCCACGCCAGGGCCGAGGCAGCCUGCGGAGCUGCCCCACGGCCCUGCUGGGCAGGAACAAGGCGCUCGGCCAGCGAGGGAGUCGCCCGAGGGUGCUGGAGAGGACGAGGCCGCUGCUUUGCUCCGGCCCCCUAGGAAACCUGCGGACACAAAUAGCCCUGGCACAGAAAGCCCUAGUGAGGAUGGCGAGAGCUCUCGGAUGCGUGAAUUUAAAGUACCUGGGAACGUAAAUGAAAUUGCUGUUGGAUCCACAGCUGCUUUUCCCGUUGGAUGCGGUGUGGAGUCGUACAUAGACUUAACAGGUGAUAUCGUUGAUGAGAACUCGUGUCUUGCAGGGCAGUCUCCUGCAGAUAGUAGGAGUCAGGAAACUCCUACUGGGAAUGCAGAGAUUGGUGAUAAAAAGGAUGAACUGGAGGAGUGCUCUGUUGAUGCCUUUAUAGACUUGACAGAAGAGCUUUCCAAUGAGACUGUGGCAGGUGAAGGUAAUCUGGAAAUAAAGCCCACUUCAAAUACUGAUGCAGGAUGCCAAAUAAAUACAGAUGAAAAAACUAGUAAAAAAAGGAAAAAAGAUUCUGUGGUAUUGGACAAUUGUAACUCAAAAAGACAACGGAAAGAAAGCGAGUCACUGGGUGAAGGGAAUGAUGGAAAUGACGCGAAAUCUGAAGGGAUAAAUUCAGUGCCCAGGCGAUCUUCCAGCAAGAAGCAUGAGUUGCCACAGAGCAAAGACUCUUCUCCUUCGGCUUCAUCUGCAUCAUCGCCUAGUCUGUAUGCCAAAAACAUUGUCAAAAAGAAAGGAGAAGUAGUAGUUUCCUGGACAAGAAAUGAUGACCGAGAGAUCUUACUGGAGUGUCAGAGAAAAGGACCUUCAAGCAAAACUUUUGUUUCCUUAGCCACUAGGUUAAACAAAAGCCCAAAUCAGGUUUCAGAAAGAUUCAAGCAGUUAAUGAAGCUUUUCAAGAAAUCCAAGUGCAAGUGAACUUACCUCCAAGCUGCUCUGUGGCUACCAGGUUUAGCUGUUUUCAGCAAUGAGAGUGCAACCACUGCAUGCAGGUGGUGGGGCGAGCGGAGGUGUCCAAGUCAGAAUCCUUAGCCCAGGAAACCUGGGGCACUGUUAGUUGUUUACUUCCCUGCCCACAUUUCCACUGAAGUGCUUUAUCGCGUGUCGGAUAGCUGGAAAAUCAGACUAAACCACAGGCUACCUGAGGAAGGGUGUGCACGUGCAAAUAGAGCAGUAUCGUUUUUAGGAGGUCAAUCUUCUGUUGUUUAAAAGUGCUCUGCAAGCACAAGAAGCAUUUCAUCCAGUGAAAAGGGUGGCUGUUCCUUAACUUGUGAGAAGUGCUGUAUGUGGAACGACAAUUCCAGGCAAAAACAGGAGUUCUUGGAAACUAGUUGGUGGGUACUCUUAGUUGUUAGAUAAUCCUAGCAAAUAAUAAAUACAUCAUCUUGGUUUUCUGCAACAUGGAAACUGGUACUUUGAGAAGUUAGGUCUUGUUCUUUUAAAAUCGGACAGUGCAGGGAUAGUCAUAAUUCCAAGUGCUCAUUACCUGGUAAUUGGAUGAAGAUGGCAAGGAACAGGUGGUUAUUGCUAUAGGUGGACUCCGUAAUAGGUGGACUCUUGUUCAUAAUCUGCUCUGAGGAGGGAAUCCAGCACCGUGUGCAGGGCUUGCCUUCAACCUUGAGCAUCUUCUCCAAACCACUUCUUUGUUACUCCAGUGUUCAAUGGAAAGAAAGGAAUGAAUUCCUCUCUCAGGGGCCCAUCUCCCUCCUCAGAGAGAGUGAAGCCAGUUAUUAAUGCAGAGAACAGUUUUUUAGAUCCUUUUAAAUAUUAAUGAAAUUUUAAAAUUAGUGAAAUACUGGUGAAUAAGGAGCAUUAGUUUACCAAGGAUUGUCUUGCAGUUGAAAAUAUUUUACAGUUCUGAUGACAUUUAAAUAGACGUAGUGUUGAAUUUUGCACA
This is a messenger RNA of Nothoprocta perdicaria, 6994 nucleotides long. RefSeq names its product caspase 8 associated protein 2 (gene CASP8AP2). Gene Ontology annotation, biological process: extrinsic apoptotic signaling pathway via death domain receptors; Fas signaling pathway. Gene Ontology annotation, cellular component: mitochondrion; PML body. The transcript has 9 exons. Gene Ontology annotation, molecular function: transcription corepressor activity. NCBI's taxonomy places the organism in Eukaryota, Metazoa, Chordata, Aves, Tinamiformes, Tinamidae. The record is from RefSeq and is a predicted model, not a curated record. Bases 271 to 6015 code for a protein of 1914 amino acids.